Messenger RNA from Candidozyma auris, 2874 nucleotides. Its product is annotated as pheromone-regulated protein. Gene Ontology annotation, biological process: transmembrane transport. The coding region runs from base 1 to 2874 and encodes 957 amino acids. Gene Ontology annotation, molecular function: transmembrane transporter activity. The record is from RefSeq and is a predicted model, not a curated record. Lineage: Eukaryota; Fungi; Ascomycota; Pichiomycetes; Serinales; Metschnikowiaceae. The transcript has a single exon.
AUGUCACAUUCGCUGGACCUGUCGGAAGACGAGUCCCAGUUCCAACACAACUUCAACGUGCCGGCCGUCAACUUGGCCAGUUUACGCAAGAACAACAAGAAGAACACUGCGAAGACCAACUUGGCCAAAGCUAAGAAGAAGUUCACCGGCAACAAGAACACGAGGUCCCCAGGCGACGAUACCCCUUACAACAGAAACACCAUCGUCUCGACUUCCUCACAAAUAGACCUGUCUUCUUCCGACCUGGACUCGGUAUCGAUGUCCUCGUUGGCGAGGGCCAGAAACGACGAGGACGCGCUGAACCUCCCGAACUUUGCCUUCAACAUGCCGCAGCAUGAUAGUGACGAUGACGACGACGAGGAGGAUGAUCACCACGCUACAAUGCCUGUGGAAAUCGAAGACUCCUCUGACGACGACGACGAUCAGCAGCCCCAGGAGAUGCUGCGAGAGACCGCACGCUCACAGGGGCCUCCUCCUACUCUGCGUGGCAGAAGCUCCAUUGGCUCCCGCCAGUCCCGUGGAUCCCAUGGGUCCCGCAGAUCCCGUGGAUCAAGACACUCAGAUGAAAUAGACAUUGCUGACGUUGGCAAGACUUCCACGCACAGCUCGCAUACCUCGGGCCGCAAGAGCUCCAUCAAGAACAUCUUUAGAAGACAAUCGUUGCUAGAUGGUGACGACGGGCCCUCGCGGUCCGACACGUUCAUUGGCAAAGUUCUCAAUAUGGGUGGAGGCGGUUUGAGCGGGGGCGGACUUGUUCCAGGGGCCAGUAAGAGCGGUGACUACGAAGGACGCGAUCCAGAGCAGGCCGUGGGCGGCGAGUCCGAGGACCACGCUAUCGAGAUGAAGAAUUUGAACUACAGCGAACUCAAUGAGGCCGCUCAGGAGCUAAUCGAGGCCCACGCUCCCGAACUCAAAAAGGCCGAGCGCAUGAAUAAAGUAGCCUUUGAUAUGCCAGACGAAAAGUACGAAAUGGAUUAUGAGGCGCAGGAGGGUUCAUCUAUGGAGCACGAAGACCGCCAUCUCAAGCGUCAUCUGGCAACCCCAGAGGCCUCGGAGAACCCAUUCUACCAACCCAACCCUGACUUGCUUCGAGACGAUCUCGACGAAGAUCUCAAGGACGACGAUAUGCUUCUUGCAGAGGGCUCAGAUGACUACAUUGCUCCUCCGAAGCAAGUGCAUGCGGGUGUGCUCUCAUCGUUGUUGAAAUUGUACCAAAACCCAGGAGCUUCCAAGUCCGCAUCAUCAUUCCAAUCAUCUGGCAUGCUAGCCGAUGAGCAGUUCAACGAUAGUGGUUACACAUCGAAGAACGUUAGUCAAAGCGAUUUUACACAACUCAAAAACAAUAUCAAGAUGGGACCAAAGAAGUUGGCCAACAAAUUUAAAAAUAAGAAGUCUGAGGAAAAAGAAACAACGCCGGAUUCAGACGAACAGGACCUCGAUGAGACUGCCGCAAAGCUUCCGUCAUUCCAAAAUGCUCGUCCUAAGGCCCCAAAGACAAAUAGCUCUAACCGCUUAGGGAAAAAACUCAAAAAAAACAAGGACCAGAAGCUCCGCAUUACCGUUCACAUUGCUGAUAUUCUUCAAAGACAACGUUUCAUCAUCAGAAUAUGCCGUGCACUUAUGUUGUAUGGAGCACCCACUCAUAGAUUGGAGGAGUAUAUGGUGAUGACAAGUCGUGUGCUUGAGAUCGAUGGCCAGUUUGUAUAUUUUCCUGGUACCAUGCUUAUUGCAUUCGGUGACGCAGCCACGAGAACAUCUGAAGUUCACUUGGUCAGAUGUGCACAGGGUCUUAAUUUGUCAAAACUUUCUGACACACACAGGAUUUAUAAGGACGUCAUUCAUGACUUGAUCAGUGUAGACGAGGCUACAAGGAAGCUUGAGGAUUUGUUACGCAGAAGAAAUGAGUAUGCACCAUGGAUGUGCGUUUUCCUCUAUGCCCUUGGUUCAUGUGCGGUUUGUACUUUUGGUUUUGGUGGUGGCUGGCUAGACGUACCCAUUGCCUUUGGUAUAGGCUCAAUCGUCGGCUAUUUGCAGUUUUUUGUGUCAUCUAAGUCUCAUUUGUACUCAUCGGUGUUUGAGGUGACCUCAUCGAUUGUGGUGUCAUUUGCAGCACGAGGCAUCGGUUCAAUCAAUAGAGGAAAAACAUUUUGCUUUGGAGCUAUUGCACAAGGCUCAUUAGCGUUAAUUUUACCUGGUUAUAUCAUUCUAUGUGGUUCUUUGGAAUUGCAAUCAAAAAACAUUGUUGCAGGCUCAGUCAGAAUGUUUUACGCGAUUAUUUAUUCGUUAUUUUUGGGAUUUGGCAUCACUCUCGGAGCUGCCUUAUAUGGUUGGGUUGACAAGAAUGCCACAGAUCAGGCGCAAUGUACAACAGAUCACGAAGUUAAUCACAAAUGGAGAAUUUUGUUCGUUCCAUUAUUCACCACAUGCUUGGGUUUGAUCAAUCAAGCUCGCUUUAGGCAAUUGCCAAUCAUGCUCUUCAUCUCGUGCACCGCAUACGUGGGUACUUACUUUGCAGGUAAGCACUUCCUGAAUGUUACUGAAUUUACCGCAGCAAUUGGUUCUUUUAUCAUUGGUAUCUUGGGUAACAUGUAUUCGCGUAUUGGACGGGGAAUGGCAGUCAGUGCCAUGCUUCCAGCUAUUUUUGUGCAAGUGCCUUCGGGUAUCGCCUCUAAAAGUACAUUAUUAGCCGGCGUUGAUACUGCCAACAGGAUCACAAACUCAAGUAGGGCAUCUGCUGGUGAUUCUGACUCAAGCUCAUUGAGUUUUGGUGCCACCAUGGUGGAAGUGUCGAUAGGAAUUUCCGUUGGAUUGUUUGCAGCCGCCUUGAUCGUUUAUCCAUUCGGCAAGAGGCGAACUUCGCUCUUUACAUUAUAG